AACACGCGCAGCAGCGACGCCGGCGCCUCCGAAACCGCACCGCACCAGAUGCCCGCUCUGUUGCCGUUCACAUAGGCUGCAGCAUUGCUCUAUUUUCAAGGGAAUGUUACCCGUACAACGUCAGAAGGUGGCACAGGCACAUGGGCAUUGUUUAAACUGCUUGGCCCAGUCACACGCCACGCUUGAAUGCGAAUCUGAUACCUUGUGCCGGUUGUGUGAAAGACCGCAUCAUACGUUACUCCACCGGAACGCCGGACAUCCUGGCUCACCCACUGUCCUCCGCCGCCGUACGGCCAUCCGACGAUCGCAGUCUAACCGUGUGGCACGGCAUCCAGAAGCUGGAUGGUCCUGGCGCCCCCUCAAUACGACAUCCACGCGAAACCAAAUAAGGCCACAACCUCACCGCCCCACCGGCCUGAGCGGCGUUGUAGCUACGUUACAGGCACUACAGCGUCUACUAGGCUAGUACUCGCCUAGGGGGGUCGGGAUGUUGAGAUGAACUAUAACUAAAGGGCAUCACUGAUCAGUGAAUACAACACUCUCCACAUCAACAUGUUAAGUAGAAAAAAACAGGGCAUCAAUGACCAGUGAAUACAACACUCUCCACAUCAACAUGUUAAUUAGGGCAUCAUUGGUCAUCUCCACACCAAACUGUUUUUGUUCCAUUUUUCAUCUUAUACCAACGAGAAGGUGACGCUGUGCCGUUUUUUUGGUUCUACAUUCUUCUAGAAGUCACGUUCGCCGCUGCACGCAUCGUCUAUUCGCAAUCGUCUAUUUAAAAAACCGUCCAUUUUAACAUUCUAGAAAGUUCGCAUCGACACAUCAAUUAUAUACACCGUUUACGUUUCUCCGACCUCCAUCCCGUGCGUCCACCAGCGGUCCAGCAGGCAACUUGCCCGCAACGUCUAUUUGAACAUUUUUCCUGAACGUUGCAUCCUUUGCAUCAUCCGGUCAUUAUAUAUCGAGAUUAUUCGUUUUAUUCGGCUUUCAUCAUUCAGUUUAUAUAUUUAACUUUGGCUUAAUAACAUUUAACUUUUAAUAUCGCUAUAUGCGAUAGUAAUUGGUGUAGUGUGCCUAUUUGCAUCAAAGAAGCGUAAAGUGUAAAAAUAUUUAUUUAUAAGAAAACAUUGUACAAUUUGCAAUUGAAGUGAUAAGUAAUAAAGCUUAUAUAGCUCAACAAGAGCGCAAAAAGAAAUUUUGAAUUUUAAAAGUUGGAAGUGAUAUUUGAAAGUUCGGUGAAGACGGUGAAGAAGCGAGAUUUGAAAUAAUAAGUAAUUCGUAAAGAAAUAAAGAAAUAAAGAAAGAGGAAACCGAAUUCUUCUGUAGCUUUAUCAAAAGACAGCCGAUUGGACAUGACGGAUCACUGGACUACAAUGGAGAAAAAAGGCAGAUGUAAGUAUCCAAAUUGUUCGGGACAAACAAAAAUGUUUUGUUCUAAAUGUAAAGUAAAUUUAUGUAUGACAUCAGAAAAAAAUUGCUUUUAUAAUUAUCACCAUUUUUAAGAUAUAAUAAGGGUAUUCGUUUAAAUGUGUAAAAGCCCCGUAAACCUCUUAAACCGUGUAUAUUUACGAACGCGUAAAAAUCUGGCAGCAAUUUAUAUGGAAAUUCAUUUAAACACAUUACGCACCAAUGUCAGUGUGUAAAGAACGCUUGUAAAUUUACGUUAUUGCAAAAGCAACCCUUCCAAACGACCAGCUGAUGAAUAUUAUUGUGAAAAUUAAAAUGGAAAAGGAUAAAAAGUUAAAGCAAAAGCGCCUACGGCUGAAACCGUCAGUAUCCGACGCAAUUAAAGAUAGUCCAGAAUCUUUUGAGAAACCGACCUCUCAAAGGUUUUACGAAAAAUUGAAGCAAAAUACACCGGCACUUCAAUCUGUCCUUUGCGUAGCUAUGAAAAGCAAAAUGAGGUAUCUCAAAGCGGUGUACGUUACCGCGGCAGCCUGGAAAAACAAAACUGGGUCUGGACUACUCGCUAAUGGUGACGAGUCAAGCGUAUCAGCGCAUGUCAACAAAACUUUGACUUACUGGGAGUUAUCUUCGGACAACGCAAAAAUGUAAAUCCCGGAGUAAUUUUUGAAAGCACUGACAGCAUUGAUGUACUGACU
Molecule: messenger RNA, 2102 nt
Organism: Bactrocera tryoni
Lineage: Eukaryota; Metazoa; Arthropoda; Insecta; Diptera; Tephritidae
Exons: 3
Coding region: 1699-2055 (118 amino acids)
Source: RefSeq, a predicted model, not a curated record